This is a messenger RNA of Paramuricea clavata, 378 nucleotides long. The record is from the annotation of a GenBank genome assembly. NCBI's taxonomy places the organism in Eukaryota, Metazoa, Cnidaria, Anthozoa, Malacalcyonacea, Plexauridae.
GACGACGACCACGAGGAGGACGACGACGAGGAGGACGACGACCACGAGGAGGACGACGACCACGAGGAGGACGACGACCACGAGGAGGACGACGACGAGGAGGAGGACGACCACGAGGAGGACGACCACCACGAGGAGGACGACGACCACGAGGAGGACGACGACCACGAGGAGGAGGACGACCACGAGGACGACGACGACGAGGAGGACGACGACGACGAGGACGACGACGACGAGGACGACGACCACGAGGAGGACGACGACCACGAGGAGGACGACGACCACGAGGAGGACGACGACCACGAGGAGGACGACGACCACGAUUGGCUGUCCGCAAACAAAUUAACUCUGAACAAUAGUAAAAUCGCGAAUAUAUGA